AUGGUGGACAGCGGCGCCAAAUACAGCGCGUGUCCCAGGAGCUUUGCGCCUGGGGCGCCCAAUGAGAAGAUCGGCAACGAGCUUGACAUCGUCGCGGCGACAGGGCAGCGCAUUGACAUCGACGAGCGUGUGACCGUGACGACCACCGGAGUGAACGUGAACGGGCAGGCUUACGAGCAACAGGCAAAGUACCUCGUCGGCAACGUGCGCCAGCCCGUCCGAGCAGUCGCGGACAUAAUCGACAACUCGGGCUACGAGAACCAGUUUUUCGACGCGAGCCAGUUGGCCAGCCACGAGCUCGGGGACGUGGACGUGAUCCAGGGCGAUGCCCCCGAGGUGCCUGGAGGCGAAGAGACGCUGAGACGAUGCGACGUCCAGGUGCAGGACGAGCCCAAGAUGAGCCUCAUGUACGACGAGCGCAGCUUCGAGUGA
This is a messenger RNA of Prorocentrum cordatum, 432 nucleotides long. The record is from the annotation of a GenBank genome assembly. Lineage: Eukaryota; Dinophyceae; Prorocentrales; Prorocentraceae.